AUGACGUCUCAAGUAGAAGGGGCCCAUGCAAUGCUAAAAAUGUACCUUCAGGUAUCAAUAGAUAAUCUUCUUGUUGUCUAUGAGAAAAUUACUUUAGCGUUAGAAAAUCAUUAUCAAGAAAUUAAAACCAAGUUCUCCCAAGAAAUGAUUCGAAUACCCCAUGCACUAAACAAACCAUUCUAUGCACAGGUUGUUUUCAAGGUUAGUACUUUUAAAUCAUCAAUGGUCCUACCUUGUUCUCAUGUAAUUCGGGAAUUUCUUGAUAAUAACAAAUGUUUACACCUUGACAAUUUUCAAUGCCAAUUGUCUCAACAAGAAACACCUGAAACCGAAGUUUCAUUACGUCAAAAAUGA
This is a messenger RNA of Racocetra fulgida, 354 nucleotides long. The record is from the annotation of a GenBank genome assembly. NCBI's taxonomy places the organism in Eukaryota, Fungi, Glomeromycota, Glomeromycetes, Diversisporales, Gigasporaceae.